UUAGAAUGGUAAAUAAUGUUUCACAAAACCUGCAUCACAGGCUUAUUGCUAUUAAAGCCCCUAAUUUUGAUUUUUUUUUUUAUUUCAGAUUUAGUACUUGACACUGCCUCGAAAUAUGUCAGUCUGGCUGAGAAGAAAUUUGAAUAUUCUCGUGCAAGGAAUCCAGUUGAUAAAUGUGAUCGUGGGUAUGUGACCUUCUUGAACGAAGUGCCAUCCCUUUGGGGACAGCAUGGGGUAGACAUCUUGCCUCCUUCGCCAGAGCCGGAUGUGAUACAUUACCUGGACUUACCUGUGAAAAAGCCAGUCCUAGGGAAGGUGUUAUAUGGGACACAAGAGGCAAUGAAACAGUUGAUGACAGAGAAUAAAUUUGAUGAAAAGGAUACAGGGAUUAUUCUCUGUCCAGAGAAAAUGGUGACCAGUGAGAAAUAUGGCUACACAUAUAAAAAGGUUGUCAGCUACGAAAAAAGUUUUUCUCUUGGCCAUGGAGCAUUUGGCAAAGCCGGGGUGAUUGUGGACAAGUCUUCCCAGGCUUCAAUUGUUAAAAAAAAGAUAAAGCGGUCUGCGUUCAGGCCAGAGGAGGUCCUGGUGCCAUUGUAUCUGACACAUCCAUGUCUUAUGGAGAUUCACGGCUGUAUCUUACAAGAAGGCAAAUUUGUUGAAGUUUUCAUGAAUUUUGCCGGAUUUUCCUUCAACAAAGUUGUGGCAGAUGAGAACAUGCGCAAGUUACUAACAGAGCAGAAUAUCAUGGACAUUGGUCGCCAAGGUUACGGUGCUCUGGAUUAUCUCAGACGGAUGCGGGUGAUGCAUUUGGACAUCAAGCCCCAGAAUCUCUGCCUUUCUUGGAACGUUGGUCGUGCUUUUUACGACCUGAAGAUAUGCGACUUUGGGGCCUGCAUGCGCACAGCAGACCCCAUUCAUUCCAAGGGCUGGACCCCAGCCUAUAUGGCCCCGGAACAAUGCCGCUACGUUCUGGACAAGAAGGGGUAUAAGGGGCGAUGGUCUGAAGGAGAGCUGGAAAUCAGUAGCCAAGCGGAUCUGUACAGCUUUGGGAGCUCACUCCUCUAUCUGUGCUUUAGGCUACACUGUAUUCCAAAAUUCUUCCCAUCUCAUAAUGACGUUGAAAUCAUUAUUGGGGUGGCUAGCAACCCGACUGUCCUUCAGAAAUUUGUACUUAACAGCUGGGACCCAAAAUUCAAGGAGGUCCUUCUUAAGUCCUUCUGCGCUCAUCCUCGAGGGCGUCUCUAUCCUGCUCAGGCAAUACAGAUUCUCUCUGGACAUGACCCUUUCUCCUGCCCUGUUACUGUGCCCAUGACUGAUCGAAUUGUCAGGAAGAGAAAGGCCUCCAGCAUGAGUGUAGAAGACAUGGAGGUAGACUCACCCCCACCCCCCAAGAAAAUCCCCACCCAUGUUGAGGAGAUGGAGGAAGAUGUGGACACCCCCGAUGUGAUUAUUAUAGAUGACCCAGAGUCGUUGGAGAAUCUGUCGGUUGGAAGCAGUCCCGCGGGAAACCUUCCUGACCUGGACACUCUGUUUAACUAAGCUGGAGGAUAAAAGUUAACAUUGUUGAGAAGUUACAGCUACCAGUGUUCCGCUAUUGAAACUGUUGGUUUUAUCCUUCACGUUAAUCAAAAGUUUUUUUUCUUUUUUUUUUUGUUUUGUUUUUGUUUUUUUAUUCGCUUCUUUGUGCUGUUCAUGACUGAAAAAUUGUUAAGUACGAUGUUAAACCCAAGGAUUCAUUCAUUCAUUCUGUGCUGAUCAGGUAUCCAUGUCAGUGUUAGGGGCCAAGAUGGUAGCAGGAUACGGACUUUUUCUGAGGAAUUUUCACGAGGGGUGUUUUCUGUUCUGAUCAUGUGACCAUGUUUGUAGAAAAGAACAUUACUGUGUUUGAUCUAAAGUUUAUUCAUCACUAAAUUACUGUGUAGAGUUCUGUUAUUUAUAUUAAUAAAGUUUGGAUUGGAGGGUAGGAAAUUUUAUCAUCAAAAGAUUUUUUUUUUUUUGACCUUUAUUUGGCUGUAUAAAUGAACUAUUGAGAUCAAUUCCUAAAUCAGUGUAAAAGAUGCAUCAAAUAAUUGCAGGUAAAAUAGAUAUGAAUUAUCUUUCCUGACAUUUUUUUUUUUGUUAUGUCACCAAGGUGAUAAAUGUACACAUAGUCCAGUAGAACCUGUCCGUUAUUGUAAUUAAGGUGACUUAUUUUUAAUGGUGUGUUCAAAAAUUUCUGGAUAAACGCCAGCUGUCCAGUUUAUAUACAAGUAGAUGGAUGAAGCAAAACUUAACCAGCAACUUUCCCCAGUUAAAACCUACUGGGGUAAAUCUACCGAAGCUGGGUUUCGAGGACUGAUCCAGUAGAGCAAGACCAAUUCAUUAGCCAGCUUGUUGAUCAUGGACACAUCCAAUAGAGAGAGACCAAUUUUUUAGCCAGCUUGUUGGUCAAAGACUGAUCAUAUACACCAGCUGGUUUGUAUCAGUUGUAGUAUGAGGAGCAUUGUUUAGUAUAUCAACUUGGGACGGUAAUGCUUCAGCCUUUUAGCAAGUGCGUAAGGUAUUUAUUCAAGCAUAUUCUGAAGGUAUUAUUCUGUGUAGAUUGAUAAAAUUAUACUUUGUGUGAAGCCCUGGCAAAUGGUCAGUCCAACUGACGUAUUUUUUUUCUCCCAAGUCAAAAUAUAUGUGUACAUCAAUUGCUCUGAAAGUUGCUUAUUUGGUUGAAGGAUUAGUGUAGAUGUCAUUCAGUGAGUGAGUUAUCUCCAUUAUUCAUAAUAUUAUGUUAUAUCUUUAUGAUAACAGUACUUCUUAGUUAGUCAAAUGGUGCUUAAAAUAGUGCUUAUUGUUGCUUGU
This is a messenger RNA of Liolophura sinensis, 2832 nucleotides long. Its product is annotated as myosin light chain kinase, smooth muscle-like. The coding region runs from base 16 to 1539 and encodes 507 amino acids. Lineage: Eukaryota; Metazoa; Mollusca; Polyplacophora; Chitonida; Chitonidae. The record is from RefSeq and is a predicted model, not a curated record. Gene Ontology annotation, biological process: protein phosphorylation. Gene Ontology annotation, molecular function: ATP binding; protein serine/threonine kinase activity. The transcript has 8 exons.